Messenger RNA from Saccostrea echinata, 2358 nucleotides. RefSeq lists its product as uncharacterized. The transcript has 7 exons. The record is from RefSeq and is a predicted model, not a curated record. Lineage: Eukaryota; Metazoa; Mollusca; Bivalvia; Ostreida; Ostreidae. Bases 99 to 1526 code for a protein of 475 amino acids.
UGCGACGUGUGUACAAAUAAACCCAGAAUUUCCUGUCUUUUUUUAAACUGAAAGGAUAGAAAGAAGUGAAACAUGUAAAUCACUUAGACAGCCUCAUUAUGGAUAAACACCAGGAGGCACUGAUCAUUGCUCGGGAGGAGGAAGUAAUGAGGCAUGGUAAUGUUCUGUAUGGACUGGUCAAACCACUCAGGGAGGGGAGAGAACUCCUGCUGGAAUCCUCUGCAGCUAUGGUCAAUGUUCUACCGAGAAAAAGGAUUUACAGAAUAGGUGGAAGUGACGAACUAGAAACCUUCCGCGCUGAACUAUUAAAGCGUCCUCUAGUUGUUCAGCCCAUUGUUUUGGCAGGAUCUGGCUUUCAGUCGAUCAACUGCUUCUUCUCUGUCCAGAGAGAGAAAUGGACUGUCAUGAUUAACCAGACCCACCCUAAGAUCCUGGGCCGACUUCUGAUGGGGAUCGAUGCCGCCAAACGGAUCAUGAGGCGAGGGGAACCUUUUGUACUAGAGUUCAUGUUUAGUGAUAUUGUACGUCGGUUAUACUAUGACGUAGUAAGGGGCGGUACCAGUUCUAAAUAUAAGUACACAGACUGUGAAUUUGGAGACUUGGUGAUCCGUUACCCAGGGGAUUUCAGACAUCAAGGAAUCAAGUGGGAGAUGAAGGCUUCCCGAAUGCGUUUUUCGUUUGAUGACAUCACUUCUUCAGAAAUUCGAAUUCGAGAUUAUGAAGAAGCAAAUCGUGAGACUCGGGACACACGUAUUAUAGUGUUACCCCGGGAUGAAUUACAAGUUCUUUUACCUGGAUGGACAUUUGAGGAAGAAAUUGCGGAGGAAAAACCUUACAACUAUGAAAAUUAUCAAAUAUGUGAGGAACAAAAUCAUGCUCCAAUCUCUGCACCACGUGAUACGUCACGAGAACAAACGGGGAGAAUCAGGGGUCGUGCUAAUCGGAACACAACCGCUAAAAAAUAUGAAGUGUCGGUAGAGCUACAUGCUCCAACAUCUAACGAAAUGACUCAAGAGACUAGCUUUGUUUCACAUGAUUAUAAAGGAGUGGCAGCAUCUUCUGAACCUCGAGGGCCUUACAACGGAAGUAGAUUUGUGCACAGAUAUCAGGGAAGCGGAAGUGGGCGUUCGGAAUCUUCUAAAGCAGAUAGUGGUUAUGAGGGUGAGAUUGACAAUGGCGGAUUUGAAGUUCAAAGAAACGGUAGAGGAAAUAAAAAUUCUCACCCCAGGAAAUUUUACACCCCGGAAAAUGACAAUCGAGUGCCAUAUGACAAUCCUGCAUUUGCGCAUGAUCAUGACAUUCAUCCCUCCUACGAUGGCUACUCAAAAGGUAGUAUUGAGGGGUCACACAAAUACCGGACAGAUAGAUAUAACGAGUCCUAUCAUAACCAAAGGUCUCCCAAAAACAUUGUGUCACAUGAUCAUGACGUCAUUACAGGUGCGCGACAAUUUCAGACGAUAGAACAACUAGACGCCAGAAUGACUCUUAACCAGGAAUACGCAAUUUCGCAAUCGAGUGUUAUUUAAUACAUGUUAAUAAGCGCUUUCUAUUUUAAACCAACACAAUGUGUUGAUGAUUGUUGAUCUACAAAGUUACAUAAUAUACGUAUUUCUAUAUUGUAUUGAUAUUCAAAGUGAUAAUUACAGUUUGUAUCGGGUACAUAACAGACUCUGGAUGGGGUUAUUGUAUACACUGUACUAUUUUUAGUUUGUUGACUUAUUUAUUUUUAUUGGUAGUAAUAUACAUGCGAAAUUUUGUAUAAAAGUGUCAUUAUAUGUAGACUAGUAAGCCUUUUUCAAAUAUACAUAUCGCAUGGGUAAUUUCUUCUUUACUUUUCAUUAUCAAUAUUAAUACUGUAUGUUCUGUUAUGUUUGAAACUCUUACACAGUGUCAUAGCUGCAGAACUGUAGCUCUCCGCUUGAGAAAAUUUGGACAGACACCCCCCCUCUCUGCUUUAUCUGUCCGAAUUUUCUCAAGCAGAAAACUACAGUUCUGGCGCUAACAGUAUCAUUGUAUAAUAUAGCCCAGUGUUUGGCUAGUGAAUCAAGGAUGAUGAGACAAAUAUCCCGAUCUACUGGCCCAACUGAUAUUACAGAAUUCAAUAAUCCAUAGUCAACCACCGUAAUCUCAUUUCAAAUUUAAUAUUUUUAGUGAUUAUUUAAAAAGAAAUUAUAGAAAUAUUUUUUUAUUGUUAUAAAGAAAUCAAGUGUCCUUGCCCCCAAAUAUCAGCGUUUAAAAAAUUGUACAGCUGCUUUUAUGGUAUUUCUAAAUGAAUUCAUUUAUAUUGAAUAUAAUCUAUUUGACUUACGUAAUUUAUGAAAGGAAAUACAUGUAUAGUUUAUUAUAGUUACAUGUAGA